CGCACUCACGAGACGCCACUCAGAGUCCGGUGAUCAGCCCAGCUCGAGAGCCGCGGUUGGGAUCGUCCGGGUCCCCGUCCCGGUCCUGCGGGCUUGACGCCAAAAACGAGGCCGCGGAUGUUCGUCAGAUGAACUGAUGAACCUGACCAAUUUGAAUGUGACUGGUGUCUCGAGUCUCUGCGGCGAUGGAUGCUCAGACAUCGCCGAUGGGCUGGUCACGGCGUGGCUUCUGCUCUGCACCUUUCUGGUGAUUUCCAUGCAGCUGGGCUUCGCAAUGAUUGAGGUGGGUAGCGUGCGGGAAGCGCACCGCAUGACGGUCUUGGCGAAGAACGUCAUGGACUCUGCAGUGUCCUGCUUGGCGUUUUCCAGUGCCUGCGCCCUGUGGGAGUCUUCCCUCGUCUACGGAGUAGAUGACCAACUCAUGUACUCCCAGCAGCUCUACCACUGGGCCUUUUGUGCCACCUGCGUCACCAUUUGCUCGGGCUCGAUGGCGGAGCGGACGCACAUCAUAGGUUAUCUCACCCAUGCGGGGCUGAUUGCCGGCCUCAUUUUUCCCCCCAUCGCAGAAGCCGUGUGGGGCUCUGGAGGCUUCAUGCGGCGCUUCCUCGCGUUCGCCAUGCAGGAUGUGAAGUUCCAUGAUUGCGCUGGUAGCGGAGUGGUGCAUUUGCUAGGUGGGGUGGCAGCACUGGCUGGGAACUCUUUGCUGGGGCGGCGUAUCAUGCGCCCAGAAGAGCCUGACAUGAAGGUGUCCCCCUUCGGGCGCUCGCAGGAGGAGGAGGUGGACCUUGAGAGAGACAGGCCAGAGACAUACGUCUCCCCCUGCUCGUCGCUUCCGAACGGCCGGUGGCAGCGGCGCUUCGACAAUGCGGAGCGAGACAAUGCAGAGUUCCAGCCCUGCAACUAUUUGCAGGUCAUGGGGAUGUUCAUCCUUUGGGUCGGCUGGUAUGGCUUCAACACCGGGGGAGCGCUCACCUCGCACGCCGGGAGCUACCACACCGCCGGGCUGGUGGCUUGGAACACCACCAUGGCAGGGGCGGCCGGAGGCUUCGGCGCCUACCUCUACCUCUACGGCUUCCGCUUGAACCUGGACGUGGGCUUUUUGUGCAACGGUCUCCUGUCCGGCCUGGUGUCCAUCACCGCGUGCUGCGAUAUUACUACGCCAGUGCAAUCCAUAAUCAUCGGCCUCAUGGCCGGCCUCAUCGUCUACCCCACCACCUCGAAUCUCAUGCGGCGCAUGCGACUGGAUGAUCCCGUCGAUGCCGUGCCAGUGCAUGCGGCCUCGGGCCUCUUCGGCGUACUGGCCGUGGGGUUCUGCCGCCCGGACUGCGCAGUCCUUGCAGAGGUUGGCUUCAGCGAGGUGCAGCGGCGCUUCUGCCAGGAGGGGCACCAAAUCGGGUGGCAGCUGCUGGCGCAGCUGUGGGGCUCCAUGGUGAUCAUCGUGUGGACCUUUCUCAUCUCCUACACUUUUUGGCUACUCUUGGCCCUGGGCGAGAGCCUCAAGUCCUUGGAGCUCGAGCAUGUGAGCCGAGCGGAGCAGCUCCUACGGCAGCUGGGCCACGGGCAGACGCCUGAGGUGAACAAGGAUCUGGUGUCUGCCGCCCACCUCUCCCGGACAGUCCGCAGAGCCCUGAAGGAGCACGGCUGGACCGGGACCAUGUUUCUCACCGGCCAGCCCCACGACAUGCUCAGCCUCCUGGCGAAGCUGCAGCAGGCCCAGGGCGGGUCCCUGGACACGGCCCUGGAGAUGGAGGUUUGCCGGCCUUUGCGCUGGCUAGUGCGGUGCUGCCGGCGCUGGUGGCUGUGCCGGGAGCUGGCAGUGGCCAGGCUCCGGAUCCACCCCUGGGCGGAGAUCUCGGGCUUGGGUGCAGCGGAGACAGACGGGGGCAAGUUGUACCAGGCCAUCCAGCGGGCCGCCACGCAGGUGGCAGAACUGCGGAGCCAAACUACUGCGGAGCCCUUGCAGAACGAAGUGCGCGAGCUGGGGAUGCUGGUCCGGAGCCAGGACAUCUUGCUCCGGCGCCUGAUGUCCCGGAGAUAUUCGAAUCUUUCAGGGUCCAGGCGCCUGCAGCGGGUGCCGGAGCGGGCUGGCCCCGGGCAGGAGUCUAGCAGCCAGGAAGGCAGCCGACCGGCGAGCCCGGACUCGCCACGGUGUCAGGUCCCAUUGGACGACUAUGCCUCAGAGAGCCAGCUCUCCACGGCGCGAUCGCUCCGAUCAGCCCGGUCUUCGAGAACCGCCUGGGAUGGCAACGGCAAUGCGAGCUUCCCCUUCCCGUCCGGCUUCCGGAUCGACUUGAGAUCGGAGACCGCCAGCACCGUGUCGGACGCCUCGAUGGGCGCCUUGUCCCCCCACUCCGUGGCCUCCACCCCGCCACCCACCAUCCACGGGCGCCUGCGCCCACGAGACCGGGAGGCCUCCCCGAGAGUCAUGAACGUGGCAGAUCAGUUGGUGCAAAUGCUCCAGAUGCAGCAGCAGCUCUUGUCCGCCAUUGGUGCUCCACAAUUGGCUUCCCAGGCGAGCGUCGCCGCACCGGCGUCAGAACCCUUCUCAGAGCAGGCGGCACUCCUGAGCCGAGCACUGCAGCAGGUGGCGGACAACGCCUCUUCCCCGGUCUCCGUGACCUCGAGUCGUAGGUCCACAGCGACGGAGCCGUGGUGAGAACCGGAGCCCUUGGUGUCCUUAAACGACCUGAAUAGGCAACCUGUGGUUUCUGUGGUGGC
Messenger RNA from Effrenium voratum, 2718 nucleotides. The record is from the annotation of a GenBank genome assembly. NCBI's taxonomy places the organism in Eukaryota, Dinophyceae, Suessiales, Symbiodiniaceae.